Hydractinia symbiolongicarpus is the source of this 1956-nucleotide messenger RNA. Its product is annotated as 2-oxoglutarate and iron-dependent oxygenase domain-containing protein 2-like. The coding region runs from base 641 to 1669 and encodes 342 amino acids. The record is from RefSeq and is a predicted model, not a curated record. The transcript has 8 exons. Gene Ontology annotation, molecular function: iron ion binding; oxidoreductase activity, acting on paired donors, with incorporation or reduction of molecular oxygen; L-ascorbic acid binding. Lineage: Eukaryota; Metazoa; Cnidaria; Hydrozoa; Anthoathecata; Hydractiniidae.
UUAGAAAAUGGCUGCUAGACCUGUUCUGCCCAGAUUGCGAAAACGGCCUGUUUACAACCGGGACAGCCGGAUUAUGUACACAUGAUCCGAUUAUGUUUUUUUUGCACUGGUUAUGUAGUGGUGACCGGAUUAUGAACGCUGAUAUAAUGGCUGGCCAGGCAGGCUGUGAUUGGCAUUUUCUUCGAACUUUUGUGAAUUAAACAUUCUCUGAAAGAUAGAACACCCCUAAAAACUAGAGAUGGCGGAAGAAAAAAGUCUCGACGUAGUGAUUUGGAAAUCAAACAUGUUACAAGUUGAAUAUUACACAUACCAAUCUUUGUGGGUAUUUAUUUUCAAAAAAAUUUCCAUAGAAUUUUACGCAUUAAUAUGAAAUUGUUACUUAUCAAAUAUUUUUGAAGGAAUAUCAAGUCCUCUUUUAUUAAUUAUUCUUUGUGGAUUUGUGGAUAAAAUAAAAUAUUUCCCUUUGUCAUUAGCUAGCUAGCUAGUAAAAAUUUCAUGAAUUGCUGACAGGAAAUAAUUUUAAUAAUGGGGUUUUAAAGAUUAUAUUGCAGGUAUAUACUUAAUUUUACGAAUUUUACAAUCUGCCAUAAUUUGCAAAAAACCUUGAAAAUUAGUACCCAUAAAAAAGUUAUUGUUAAGAAUGAAGAGACAAUACAUCUGCAGCUGUUUUUUUACAAACAACAUAUUUUUAAAACGAUAUGGUCUGCAUGUUACUUACAAGAAUGAGCAGCAGUUCCUCUCUGACUAUAAACAGAUUCUCGAGGAGAGAGGUUGCAACACAAAAGAGAAAAUACAAAAUGUCAAGGAAUUGAUCCAUGAAGAAAUAAAUAAAAGAAGAUCAAAUGGUAGAGAAUCUAGACGGAGGAAAGAAGUGAUUGCUCGCAAUUACAAACCACUUCAUUCACAGCUUUACACAUUGCAGGAAUCUUUUUUUGAUGCUCGAUUGUGCGACAUUGUCAACUAUGCGAAAGAAACAACAGCUGAUCGUCAACAGUUUGUCAAUAUGUUGAAAAGUUGGAAAGCUCCUGGCACAUUCACGCUUCCAGUUUUUACACGUUUCUUUUGUGAGAAGCUUGUGGAGGAGCUGAAACAUUUCGAACGAAGUGAUGCUCCGAAAAGCAGACCGAACUCUAUGAACAGUUAUGGCGUGUUAUUGGACGAACUUGGUUUUUAUCCUAAUUUUAUAAACCAACUAUGCAAAGAGUAUAUCUCGCCGAUUGCUUGCAUCCUCUACCCUGAGUGGUGCGGUGAAAAUGGUCUCGACUCGCACCGUGCAUUCGUAGUGUCAUAUGACUACAAUGAAAGUAAAGAUGACAGUGGUUUGGACUUGCAUUACGACAAUGCUGAAGUGACUUUAAACGUGUCUUUAACGGAGAGUUUUGAUGAAGGAGAUUUGUACUUUUCUUGCAUGCGUCAGGAACAACACAUGGAAUAUUUUCAAGUGUUGCACUAUCUUGGUCAUGGCGUGCUGCAUCGUGGCCAACACAUGCAUGGUGCCAUGCCUCUCGAAUCUGGUGAACGUUUUAAUCUUAUCAUCUGGAUGCGUUCCUCCUGUGUGCGGAAUCAGCUUUGUCCUAUGUGCGACGAAGUCCCUUCACUAGUUGAAACAGAAGGAGACGGAGAUGGAUUCACUGUAAAUGAUGUGGUGAACGUGUGUUCUUUAACGUGACGUUUUAAACCGUCAAUAUUAAGGAAAUGAUUUGAGUUUCUCACAUGACGGAAGUUACAGUGGAGAUGGUUUUGAAUGGAUCCCAUGAAAGAUAUCUUGGACAUAAACCGCUUCGUCUUUCUUGAAAUUGUUUUUCCAGUAGGCACGACAUAACGAUACUUCCCUACUCAGGAAUGUUCUGUAUGGGUUUACGUACUUAAUGAAACUAUAAAAAAUCUUAUAUUUUAUAGCGAAAAUUAUUUUUAAUUUAUUUUAUUAUAAUAAAUAUUGCAUUUUGCAGAAAUGAA